ACUGGCUCAGACCGAACUGACGAGAGACUUCGGGGGGGCAGUCGUUGCUGGUGACGCAGGAAAAACACCCAGCAGUAGACAAAAAACCCCAAAAAACAGGGACCUAAUCGGAGACAGUUCAUAUAUGUCGAGCAGGAGAUAUAUAUGUGACACAGCCAAGCUUUUUAGCGGUUCUUAAUUGACCAAGUCUGCGGUCGAGAGGAAGAAGGUCCAAUUUGAUUUUUGGUUAUGCAAUGUUCUCUGCAACACCCCCAGUCCUCCAGGUGGUGCUUUCACUUUCAGAUGUGUACCGGUUGUCCAUCAGUCCACAGGAGGCAGUAAUUUCUUCCCGUGCGCCAACAACAUAAGCAGACAAGAUUGCAAAGAUCUGCCCUCUGUCGACUAUGACUGCCACGACCCGUGGCUCCCCCGUGGGAGGGAAUGACAGCCAGGACCAGGGCCAAGCUCCGGACGGCCAGUCCCAGCCACCGCUGCCCCAAAACCAGACCUCGUCUCCCACCUCGUCCAAUGAGAACUCUCCGGUAAGCCCUCCAGAUGAGCAGGGCCAGGGGGACUGCCCACCCCAGCUGGAGGAGGAGGAGCCUGCUUUUCCCCACACAGACCUGGCCAAGCUGGAUGACAUGAUCAACAGACCCCGCUGGGUUGUUCCAGUUUUGCCAAAGGGUGAAUUAGAAGUUCUUCUUGAAGCUGCUAUAGAUCUUUGUAAAAAAGGACUUGAUGUCAAGUGUGAAGCCUGCCAGAGGUUCUUCCGUGAUGGUUUGACAAUAUCCUUCACGAAAAUCCUGACUGACGAGGCUGUGAGUGGCUGGAAAUUCGAGAUCCAUAGGUGCAUAAUCAAUAACACCCAUCGUCUGGUAGAGUUGUGUGUGGCCAAACUCUCUCAGGACUGGUUCCCUCUUCUCGAGCUCUUGGCUAUGGCCACCAACCCCCACUGUAAGUUUCAUAUUUACAAUGGUACACGGCCUUCAGAGACAGUGCCUGCUGCGGGGCAGCUUGCAGACGACGAGCUCUUUGCCCGCCCACCUGACCCUCGCUCUCCAAAGGGCUGGUUGGUGGAUUUAAUAAACAAGUUUGGCACAUUAAACGGGUUUCAAAUUCUGCAUGAUCGAUUCAUGAGCGGUCAAGCUCUGAAUGUUCAGAUCAUCGCUGCACUCAUAAAGCCUUUUGGGCAGUGCUACGAGUUUCUCACUUUGCACACGGUGAAGAAGUACUUCCUUCCUAUUAUAGAAAUGGUUCCCCAGUUUCUAGAAAAUCUCACAGAUGAGGAGUUAAAAAAAGAAGCCAAGAAUGAAGCCAAAAAUGAUGCUCUGUCUAUGAUAAUCAAAUCAUUAAAGAACCUGGCUUCACGAGUACCUGGCCAAGAGGAAACGGUGAAGAACAUGGAAAUUUUUAGGUUAAAAAUGAUUCUUAGGUUAUUACAAAUUUCUUCUUUUAAUGGCAAAAUGAAUGCACUAAAUGAAGUAAAUAAGGUGAUAUCGAGUGUCUCUUACUACACACACCGUCAUGGCAACCCAGAGGAGCCAGAGUGGCUCACAGCUGAGCGCAUGGCAGAGUGGAUUCAGCAGAACAACAUUCUGUCCAUUGUACUGCGGGACAGCCUUCAUCAGCCACAAUAUGUGGAGAAACUAGAGAAGAUCCUGCGCUUUGUCAUCAAGGAGAAGGCCCUUACACUUCAGGACCUGGACAACAUCUGGGCUGCCCAGGCUGGAAAGCAUGAAGCAAUUGUUAAGAACGUUCAUGAUCUCCUUGCAAAGUUGGCAUGGGACUUUUCACCUGAACAGUUGGACCAUCUCUUCGACUGUUUUAAAGAAAGUUGGACUAAUGCAAGUAAAAAACAACGGGAAAAGUUGCUGGAGCUGAUUCGCAGGCUGGCAGAGGACGAUAAGGAUGGCGUGAUGGCUCACAAGGUGCUCAAUCUGCUGUGGAACUUGGCCCACAGUGACGAUGUACCAGUGGACAUCAUGGAUCAGGCCCUCAGUGCUCAUAUCAAGAUCCUGGACUAUAGCUGCUCCCAGGACAGAGACACACAGAAAAUCCAGUGGAUAGAUCGCUUCAUUGAAGAGUUGCGAUCUAAUGAUAAAUGGGUAAUUCCUGCACUGAAGCAAAUUCGAGAGAUCUGCAGUCUGUUUGGAGAGGCUCCUCAAAAUCUCAGAAAGAAAAUACCUAUUAACUUAAAGGGCUUAGGUCAAACACAGAGGAGUCCACAUGUUUUUUAUCGGCAUGACCUUAUAAACCAACUACAGCACAAUCAUGCACUGGUCACUCUAGUGGCUGAGAACCUGUCAGCAUACAUGGAGAACAUGAGGCAGUUCUCCAAAGCAGAGCACACAGACUUCGACCCACAGACGGUCAGGCCUGGAAGCAGAUACAGUCACGUGCAGGAAGUUCAGGAACGUCUCAACUUUUUGAGGUUCCUGCUGAAGGAUGGGCAGCUGUGGCUGUGUGCUCCUCAGGCCAAGCAGAUCUGGAAGUGUCUGGCGGAGAAUGCCGUGUUCCUGUGUGAUCGGGAGGCCUGCUUCAAAUGGUACUCCAAGCUGAUGGGGGACGAGCCGGACCUUGACCCCGACAUCAACAAGGACUUCUUCGAGAACAACGUGCUGCAGUUGGACCCAUCGCUGCUGACGGAGAAUGGCAUGAAGUGCUUCGAGCGAUUCUUUAAGGCAGUCAACUGCAGGGAGGGCAAGCUGGUGGCCAAGCGGCGGGUGUACAUGAUGGACGACCUGGAGCUGAUUGGUCUGGAUUACCUGUGGAGGGUUGUGAUCCAAGGAAGUGAUGACAUUGCUAGUCGAGCGAUUGACUUGCUUAAAGAGAUUUACACAAACCUUGGACCAAAAUUACAAGCCAAUCAGGUAGAGAUCCAUGAGGAUUUUAUCCAGUCUUGCUUUGACCGGCUGAAAGCCUCCUACGACACGCUAUGUGUGCUGGAUGGGGAUAAAGACAGCAUUAACUGUGCCAGGCAGGAGGCCAUCCGCAUGGUGAGGGUUCUGACUGUGCUCAGGGAGUACAUCACCGAGUGUGACAGUGACUACCAUGAGGAGAGGACCAUCCUGCCCAUGUCCAGAGCAUUUCGGGGGAAGCACAUCACCCUGAUUGUGCGUUUCCCCAACCAAGGGCGACAGGUGGAUGACCUGGACAUCUGGUCCCACACCAACGACACGAUCGGCUCUGUUCGACGCUGUAUUCUCAAUCGAAUAAAAGCUAACAGUGCGCACACGAAGAUUGAGCUCUUUAUUGGCGGCGACAUAAUCGACCCUGCCGAUGACAGGAAGUUGAUUGGGCAGCUUAAUCUUAAAGACAAAACACUCAUUACAGCCAAGCUUACCCAGGUCAGCGCCAACAUGCCUUCAAGCCCAGACAGCUCCUCAGACUCUUCCACAGGCUCCCCAGGCAACCAUGGCAACCACUAUAGUGAUGGGCCAAACCCUGAAGUGGAAAGCUGUCUUCCUGGAGUGAUAAUGUCACUGCAUUUGCGCUACAUCUCUUUCUUGUGGCAAGUAGCAGAUCUGGGCUGUAACCUCAACAUGCCACUCCUGCGAGACGGCGCACGGGUCCUUAUGAAGCUCAUGCCUCCUGAUAACACUACCGUGGAAAACCUGCGAGCUAUCUGCCUGGAUCAUGCCAAGCUGGGAGAAACCAGCCUCAGCCCGACCCUCGACUCGCGCUUCUUUGGUCCUUCACCUUCCCAAGUGCUGUACUUGAUCGAGGUGGUCUACGCCUUGCUGAUGCCGGCUAGUGGCACACUGGGGGAGGAUGCCAGUGACUUCCAGUACAACUUCUUGAAGAGUGGUGGCCUGCCACUGGUCUUGAGCAUGCUCACCCGAAAUAAUUUCCUCCCAAAUGCUGACAUGGAGACGCGGCGUGGAGCCUAUCUGAACGCACUAAAAAUAGCCAAGCUUUUGCUGACCGCGGUGGGCUUUGGUCACGUGAAGUCUGUGGCAGAGGCCUGUCAGCCUGUAGCGGAAGGGUCCAUCCCUGUGUCCCCCAUAAACCAGGCCACUCAUGACCAGGCGCUGGUGCUCCAGAGUGCCCUGCAGAACAUCCCCAACCCCACAGCUGAGUGCAUGCUCCGCAACGUGGCCAUCCGCCUUGCCCAGCAGAUCUCUGAUGAGAGCUUUUUCCAGGCAUCUAAGUACAUCCCAGACAUCUGUGUCAUCAGAGCCGUCCAGAAGAUCGUCUGGGCCUCUGGCUGUGGGACUAUUCAGCUUGUCUUUAGUUCCAAUGAGGAGAUCAGCAAGAUCUACGAGAAGACUAAUGCAGGAAAUGAGCCAGAUGCAGAGGACGAGCAGGUGUGCUGUGAGGCUUUGGAGGUCAUGACCCUGUGUUUCGCCCUCACCCCCACUGCACUCGAUGCACUUAGCAAAGAGAAGGCCUGGCAGACGUUCAUCAUUGACCUGCUGCUGCACUGCCAGAGCAAGUCUGUUCGUCAAAUGGCCCAAGAACAGUUUUUUCUCAUGGCCACGAGGUGUUGUAUGGGACACAGGCCACUCCUGUUCUUCAUCACCCUCCUCUUCACAGUUUUAGGUAGCACUGCAAAAGAGCGAGCCAAGCACGCGGGGCAUUACUUCACCCUCUUGAGGCACUUGCUCAACUAUGCAUAUAACAGCAACAUCAACCUCCCCAAUGCAGAAGUUCUUCUCAACAAUGAGAUUGAUUGGUUGAAAAGAGUUAAGGACGAGGUAAAGAGAACUGGGGAAACCGGGAUGGAAGAAACCAUUUUGGAGGGCCAUAUUGGCGUCACAAAAGAGCUGCUGGCUUUCCAGACCCCAGAAAAGAAGUACUAUAUAGGUUGUGAGAAGGGAGGAGCCAACCUUAUCAAAGAGCUGAUAGAUGACUUUCUCUUCCCGGCCUCUAACGUGUACCUGCAGUACGUAAAGAGUGGGGAGUUCCCUCCUGAGCAGGCCAUACCUGUCUGCAGCAGCCCUGCCACCAUCACGGCCGGCUUUGAGCUCCUGGUCGCACUUGCUGUCGGAUGUGUGCGCAAUCUCAAACAGAUUGUUGACACACUAACUGACAUGUACUACUCAGGUUGCGAGGCACUUACAGAAUGGGAGUAUUUACCACCAGUGGGCCCAAGGCCCAAUAAGGGCUUUGUGGGACUGAAGAACGCAGGGGCCACCUGCUACAUGAACUCAGUGAUCCAGCAGCUGUACAUGAUCCCACCCAUCCGAAACGGCAUCCUUGCUAUCGAGGGCACGGGCAGCGACGUGGACGACGACAUGUCUGGGGAUGAGAAGCAAGAUAAUGAGAGCAAUGUAGACCCUCGGGAUGAGGUGUUCAGCUAUCACCAUCAGUUUGAUGACAAGCCAUCGCUUAAUAAGUCAGAGGACAGGAAGGAGUACAACAUCGGCGUUCUACGUCACCUUCAGGUGAUUUUUGGGCACCUUGCUUCUUCCAGACUGCAGUACUAUGUUCCGAGAGGCUUCUGGAAACAGUUCAGAUUAUGGGGUGAGCCGGUGAAUCUGAGAGAACAGCACGAUGCCCUGGAGUUCUUCAAUUCGCUUGUAGAUAGUUUAGAUGAGGCGUUGAAAGCUCUGGGCCAUCCUGCCAUGCUCAGCAAAGUUCUGGGAGGUUCCUUUGCUGACCAGAAAAUCUGUCAGGGGUGUCCUCACAGAUAUGAAUGUGAGGAAUCCUUCACAACACUGAAUGUAGAUAUCAGAAACCACCAGAAUCUACUCGACUCCAUGGAACAGUAUGUAAAGGGAGACUUGCUAGAGGGUGCUAAUGCCUAUCACUGUGAAAAAUGCAACAAGAAGGUGGACACAGUAAAGCGUUUGCUCAUUAAGAAACUGCCUCCAGUCCUGGCCAUCCAGUUGAAGCGAUUCGAUUACGACUGGGAGAGGGAGUGCGCCAUUAAGUUCAAUGACUACUUUGAAUUUCCCCGGGAGCUGGACAUGGAGCCCUAUACAGUAGCAGGUGUAGCCAAGCUGGAGGGCUCAGACGUUCACCCGGAGAAUCAGCAGGUGAUCCAGCAGAAUGAGCUGUCGGAGGUGGAGGUGUCCUGCAGCUCUCGCUACAGGCUGGUGGGGGUGCUGGUGCACUCGGGCCAGGCCAGCGGGGGUCACUACUACUCCUACAUCAUCCAGCGGAACGGCGGCAGCUCCAGCAGCGAGGGCGAGCGCAACCGCUGGUACAAGUUUGACGACGGCGACGUCACCGAGUGUAAGAUGGAUGACGAUGAGGAGAUGAAGAACCAGUGCUUCGGCGGCGAGUACAUGGGCGAGGUGUUUGACCACAUGAUGAAGCGCAUGUCGUACCGGCGGCAGAAGCGCUGGUGGAACGCCUACAUCCUGUUCUACGAGCGCAUGGACUCACCGGACAGGGACAAUGAGCUGGUGAAGUGCAUCUCAGAGCUGGCGGUGAGCAGCAAGCCGCACCAGGUCAAGAUGCCGUCGGCUAUCGAGUGCAGCGUGCGCAAGCAGAACGUGCAGUUCAUGCACAGCCGCAUGCAGUACAGCCUGGAGUACUUCCAGUUCAUCAAGAAGCUCCUGACCUGCAACAGCGUCUACCUGAGCCCACCGCCAGGCCAAGACCAUCUUUUGCCAGAAGCAGAAGAAAUGGCUAUGAUUAGCAUUCAGCUCGCUGCUCGCUUCCUCUUCAGCACUGGAUUCCACACCAAGAAAGUAGUCCGUGGUCCUGCUAGUGAUUGGUAUGAUGCCCUUUGCGUCCUGCUCCGACAUAGCAAGAAUGUACGCUGCUGGUUUGCACAAAAUGCCCUGUUUGCCUACGCAAACCGCUUCUCGGAGUACCUACUCGAGUGCCCCAGUGCUGAGGUCCGAGGUGCAUUCUCCAAACUCAUAGUAUUUAUUGCACAUUUCUCCUUGCAAGAUGGACCCUAUCCGUCACCAGUUGCCUCGCCAGGACCGUCCAGUCAGGGCUGUGAUAAUCUGAGCCUAAGUGACCACUUGUUCCGUGCUGUGCUCAACCUGUUACGGAGAGAGGUGUCUGAGCAUGGCCGCCACCUUCAGCAAUACUUCAACCUCUUCGUCAUGUAUGCUAACCUAGGCUUGGCUGAGAAGACGCAACUGUUGAAACUUGGCGUGCCAGCCACCUUCAUGCUAGUGGCUCUGGACGAGGGCCCAGGCCCACCCAUUAAGUACCAGUAUGCUGAGCUGGGGAAGUUGUAUACGGUAGUGUCUCAGUUAGUGCGCUGCUGCGAUGUCGCGUCCCGCAUGCAGUCUUCAAUCAACGGUAACCCUCCACUUUCGAACCCAUACGGCGAUCCCAGCCUGACCCAGUCCAUCAUGCCACUGCAGCAGUUGGUGGCUGAGAUCCUGUUUGUGCGCACCAGCUACGUGAAGAAGAUCAUCGAGGACUGCAGCAGCUCUGAGGAGACCAUCAAACUGCUACGCUUCUGCUGCUGGGAGAACCCCCAAUUCUCCUCCACCGUGCUCAGUGAGCUGCUGUGGCAGGUUGCAUAUUCCUACACAUAUGAGCUCAGGCCUUAUCUGGACCUGCUGCUGCAGAUCUUGCUCAUUGAGGACUCCUGGCAGACGCACAGGAUCCAUAAUGUACUGAAGGGAAUCCCAGAUGACCGUGAUGGAUUAUUUGACACCAUCCAGCGCUCUAAAAACCACUACCAGAAGAGGGCGUACCAGUGCAUCAAAUGCAUGGUGGCUCUGUUCAGUAAUUGUUCAGUGGCUUAUCAGAUUCUACAGAGUAACGGGGACCUAAAGAGGAAGUGGACGUGGGCCGUGGAAUGGCUCGGUGAUGAGCUGGAGCGCCGGCCCUACACCGGGAAUGCCCAGUACACCUACAACAACUGGUCACCUCCUGUCCAGAGUAAUGAGACCUCCAACGGAUACUUCCUUGAGCGUUCCCACAGUGCGCGCAUGACCUUGGCCAAGGCCUGUGAGCUGUGCCCGGAGGAGUGUCACUUAACGAAGCACGAGGUGGUGUCUGAAGAGGACGCAGGCCGGAAACCGUCCUCGCCACAGCAGCUUUUGCCAAGGGAAGUGGCAGGCGAGCAGCAGCACACUGAGCCAGAUGAUCAAGAGGCCCCUGAUGAUCAGGACUCUUCUCCACCUGAGGAUACCUCUCUGUACCCCCACUCUCCAGGGACCCAAUAUCAGCAGCAGAACAACCUCCCGCACGGUCAACCAUACACGGGUCCAGCGGCCCAGCACAUGAACAAUCCCCAGCGUGCAGGCCCACGAGCACAAGAGAACUGGGAGCCCCCUGAAGAGGUGCUUCCCGCCCAGCCGAAAGACUAGCACAGCGCUUUCAUCCUGUCCUCCACGCGAGCGCUCUGUCGAGCUGUUCGAUCGAAGAGCGAGGCCAGGCCCCACCAUGCAGCGUCACUCCAGAACCUGUGUCUCCAGAAACCUCCGCUCCCAUGUCCUUCUAAUCUUGGAGUGGAGUACUCACUGUCUGCCCUGCAGUAUUAACACCUGCCUGCAGUGGGCCGUGGUGGGUGUUCUAAUAAGCCAGGCCUGAAGCACUUGUCUCAUUUGACAGCGGUGUACAUAUUCUGUUGUUUUGACUGUCUCCAACCAGCAGUACAACAUGCUGUUUGGACACUUGCAGAUUUCUGAAAAAUUUAAUUCAAAACUACAAAAACACAGAGGAGAGAGAAGGAAAGAGAGGGAGGGAGGGAAAAAAAGUUUUAUCACCUGUCCACAGUUGUGAGGAUUGGUCUGCCUUUCGGUCAUGCCAUAUGCCAUUUUGGUCAUAUGGCUCUCGAUCAUUUUAUCCACGCCAUCUCUGACUUAAUCUAACCCCUCUCUGGCGCUAGAGACGGCUGCGGUGUAGGCAUGAGGGAGUGGUUGGGUGAUUGUGAUGCUAGGUUGAUGUGAAAAAUGGUUAUGCAACAUUUUGUUCUGGAAAUUUUCAUUGCCUUUCUUCUGUUCUGGUAUUAAUUCAGUCAUUCGAAAGCUCUAGUUGAUGUGCUGUAACAUUUUAGCAUGGCUUCACACCGGACUAGUGUAGCCAAAGGGAAAGCUCCGUGAUCAUAACAGCUGUAGCCUUUAAUCCAUAGCUCUUUUGACAUGACACUUCUUUUUUUUUUUUUUUUUUUUUUUUUUCCCCCCCUUCUCCAUUUCUCCACUGUCGUUUCUUGAAUCAAUGUAAGAAAUGGGUGGCUUCUCGAUUGCACAUGCGUAUCCUCAGACCUAACAUUUGGCACUCAGUUCUUGGUGGGAAUAAAUAGUUAGUUUUUGAUUUAUAGGAAUUUUAGAAAGAGAACGUAUAUGCAACAAUUUGCUAUGCCAGGAUGCCUGGAGCAUUAGUGGACUGUACUCAAUUUGCUUGUUUGUCUUUCCUUGGUUGAACCUUGCAUUAGACAAACUAAAAACGAUUGCCAUUGGCCACUAAAGUCGACAGACUACAGAUGCUGAAUGUUCACAUUUGAUUAUUCUACUUGAACACAGGCUGCAUCUGGGGACUCUUCAUUGGAGCAGAAUGGACUUAAAAAGCAGGCUUGUACCGUAAAAUAACUGCUGGUUAGUCAUGUGGCAACUUAAGCUAGGUAAAGUAAUAUUCUCUAGGAGUAAAGGUAAACAUCAGUAAAUACUGUAUUUAAUUGGUAACUUGAAUGCUUCUGUUCAUUUUUUUUGUCUAAAAAUACCAAAUACUCCUGCAAAUGAAACUAUUCUGCCCACCAUAUAUUUAAAUAUUUUGCUGUUUUAUUUUAUAGAAUUUAUUUUGUUGUAUUUCACUGAAAAGAAAAAAAUAGAAUUUGAUUUAAGAGGAACAUUUUUGUCCUUGUGUUAUUUUUAAAGAUAUUGACUGUACAGAGUUCUUCACCGUUUUUUUUUUUUUUUUUUGGUUUGUUUGUUUUUGGGGUUUUUUGCCGACUUGUUUUGGCCAUGGUGUGACGUUGAAUUCUGGAGCCACAGUCGCAAUGUUAACUUUCACUUUGUGAGGUUUUUUGUGCACAGAAAUAUUACAGACAGCAUUGCGCCCUUCAAGAAUAAAGAUAAACUGAAUCUUGAAAGUG
This is a messenger RNA of Electrophorus electricus (electric eel), 9934 nucleotides long. RefSeq names its product ubiquitin specific peptidase 9 (gene usp9). NCBI's taxonomy places the organism in Eukaryota, Metazoa, Chordata, Actinopteri, Gymnotiformes, Gymnotidae. Gene Ontology annotation, cellular component: cytosol; nucleus. The record is from RefSeq and is a predicted model, not a curated record. Gene Ontology annotation, biological process: cell migration; protein deubiquitination. Gene Ontology annotation, molecular function: cysteine-type deubiquitinase activity.